Molecule: messenger RNA, 1311 nt
Organism: Phragmites australis (common reed)
Lineage: Eukaryota; Viridiplantae; Streptophyta; Magnoliopsida; Poales; Poaceae
Product: leucine-rich repeat extensin-like protein 5
Exons: 3
Coding region: 410-1153 (247 amino acids)
Source: RefSeq, a predicted model, not a curated record
CACAUUUUUUUGUUGGAAACGCAAGAAACAUUACAGAACCAUGCUUACAUUAUAUUGAUGCUAAACACAGUAUUAAUAAUAAUACAUCAGGGACAGUUGCAUGGCGUUGCAGGUAUGAUGUUGUUCAUAAGAAUUCAUCUCUCUCUGAAAUGCUGUACCUUGUUUCUCGAACACUUACAUUAUAUUUAAAGACGACUUGCAUUGUUUCUCUUGAAAAGAAUCUCAAGAUCGAAUCAUAGAGUAGAGCAAUGUCAUACCCACGAUCUUUCUGCUGAUCUUUCGCAAUUGAAAAUGAAAAUCACCCAGGUGACUUAUAAAGCGACUCGUCAGAUCAUCGAGUGAGCACAGCUAGUAGCGUUGUUCGUCACUCGAUCCAAACAGUUGUUGCAGUAACAGUACAGCGAGUAAGAUGGCGCCAUACAUGUCGAAGCACGUCGCCCUGGUGCUUGCCAUGGCUGCCGCGAUCGUGGCAGCGCAGCAGCAGCUGCAACCAUCGGAGGCAGCGACGACCCCGGCUCAGGCGGUGGCCUCUGACGCCGACGUGCUCCUCCGAUUCCCUGGCCGGCCGGGGACCAGGCCACGUAGCCCCAUCUUCCCGGGCUUCCCCGGAGCCAGGCCGUCGCCGCCAGCGUUCGGCUUCCCGGGCACGAGGCCGUCGCCGGCACCCACGCCCGGUGUGCCGUCGACGCCGGUGUCGCAGCCGCCUUGCCCCAAGGCACCGCUGGCGCCGCUACCCGGCUUCCCCGGCCUGCCAGGCAGCGUUGGCUCUACCCCGUCGUCGCCGACGGACUGCGUGACGCCGCUGGCGGGGCUGAUGACUUGCGGGACGUUCCUGACGGGGAGCGAAUCCGAGACGCCGACGCCGCAGAGCGAGUGCUGCAGCGGGCUGGCGGGGUUCCUGAACAGCUCAAGCUCGGCAGGGAACGGCGACGACCGGACGCUGCGGUGCCUGUGCCCGGUGAUCCUGGGGGACGUGAACAAGAUGCUGCCCAAGCCGGUGGACCCUGUCCGCAUGAUGUACCUGCCCAUCGCCUGCGGCGUCGUCCUCCCGCCACAGGUCCUCUUCAUCUGCUUCACCGGGCAGCCAACCCCGCCGGUGGUCAGCCGCAUUCCUGAGAUCUGGGAGAAGCCGUCUUCAGCCUUGUCACCUUGAUUAUUGAUGUCAAUCGGUAAUAAGGGUGAUGCAGUCAGAUAUAUAUAUAGUAUGAAGUUCAAGCUUAGCAUGCAGCUGCCUGCCUCUCUACAUACAUGCAGUCAGAUGCACUUGAGAAACUCUCUCUCUCUCUCUCUCUCUCUCUCUCUUAUAUAUAU